GAUCUGUCUCACUUUCUACCGAAGAGCCUCAAUUUAAAUCGCAACCCCCAUCCAAAUUCCUAAUUUCCUACUUGAAUCUAGAAGAGAGAGAAAUCGAUCCUGGGCCUAUGAACCUAAAUUGAAUCAGCUCCAUAUCAUGUUGCCCGGCCGCGCCAAAGUCGCCCAACACCUCUGCCGGCCGGCGAUAUUCCCGAAGCAAAACACGCAAAUAUGUCGAAUGCCCAUAACAACUACGACGCCAUCUUCCAACUUAUUGCUUCUCCCACUAAGCAAAUAUAGACUCUUCACGACGUCUCCACCAUCUUUUGCCACCACCGACCAAUCCAAAACCCAAGGCCCCAUAGGCAAUCCUGCAACAGCCCCGAUACCCCCAGAACAACAACCCGAACAACCUGAACAACCCCCAACAACCGAACCAACCCCCGUAGACCAACCGCAAACCCCACACCGCCGCCGCUCCCGCGCAAUCUACUACAGCGCCGUCUUCCUCCUCGCCGGCCUCUCCUUCGGCACCCUCCUCCGCCUAACCCUCUCCCCACCCCCCCUGCCCGCCCCCGGAUCCCCCGAAGACCUCUACCUAAUCUCCAAGAUCCAAGCGCGAGGCUCCCACCUCCCCCUCGUGCGCGCCCUCUCAUCCGACCCAGCCUGGACAAGCUGGGACGCGUACUCCGGCCUCGAGGCCGCCGUGUCCACACACACGCAACCGAUAUCCGUCGUGCGCUCGCGCAUAACCUCCGGCCCCCUAUCCGGCUCCAACGGCCUCGCCUUCCAGCGGAUCUUCCACAACAGCUCCACCGGGGAGGUCGUGAGCGUCGUGUACUUUGGCCCUUCGACGGCGGGGUGGCCCGGGAUCGUGCACGGCGGGGCCCUGGCCACGGUCCUGGACGAGAGCCUGGGCCGGUGCGCGAUCCUGCAGUUCCCCGCGCGCACCGGCGUCACCGCCCGCCUCGAGCUGACCUACCGCUCCCCGACCAUCACGAGCGACUUCUACGUCGUGCGCACCCGCCCUAUAGUUCGUGAGGGCGAGAUCGACCCGGCCAAGACCGCCCGCAAGAUGUGGGUCGAGGGCACCUUGGAGACCGAGCACGGCCGGGUCUGCGUCGAGGCAAAGGCUCUGUUUGUUGUGCCUAAGGGAGUCAAGCUAAAACCCCUCGUAGAAGGGUUUUAAAAGUAAAAGGCGGAGGCUCUACAUAACUGCAUGUAUUGAUGGCAAAGUAGAAACCCAAGGGCCAUUGGGUGUCUUGGGUGCCUUUGUUGCAAUGAAUAUGGCAUUUUUAGAAGGCGUUGGUAGCAUUAUUGAAUCAUAGAGUACGAUACCAAACGUAUACAAUAAUGAAGCUAUCACGGUUAUCCGUACCUUUACACAUACAUGCUUAGAUACCUAGGUAUUUAAGUAAAUAGAUAUAUAUGACCGUACCAAGCUUCAGACUAAAUAUUUCCU
Hypoxylon fragiforme is the source of this 1441-nucleotide messenger RNA. Its product is annotated as HotDog domain-containing protein. The coding region runs from base 137 to 1168 and encodes 343 amino acids. NCBI's taxonomy places the organism in Eukaryota, Fungi, Ascomycota, Sordariomycetes, Xylariales, Hypoxylaceae. The record is from RefSeq and is a predicted model, not a curated record. The transcript has a single exon.